CUGAUGUUGCUUAGAAACCAGCAUCAACAUUGGGUUGUAGAACAAAGGGGAAUUGUGCGCUAUUUAUACGGAAUUACUUUGAACUUUUUUCAGUUCGUGUGAUGGAGGAGACAGAAUUUGUAGGAGAGGACUCUUUUGAGUCCUUGGGUGAGUUCCAAGUUGUCCUCAGUGAGCUGGCCAGUGACAAGAGUUUGGACAGGAUUCGGGUGGAGUAUGAAAAACUCAUCCAUGCUCUGAAAAAGUCGCGGGAUAAUGAAAAGAGGUUGAUGUCUAAAUGCAGGGAGUUGAACGCAGAGAUUGUGUCCACAUCAACGAAAGUGGCAGCUGCCCUUAAACUAUCCCAGGAUGAUGAGACGACAAUAACAUCUCUCAAGAGGGAGUUGGAUAAAGCUUGGAAAAUGGUUGAUGCCGCUCACGAUAAAGAGAGGAAGGACAUGGAGACCAUCAAGAAUUUAAAAGAAGAUGUUUCUAAGCUCACAAAGGCAACUGAGCAACAAACUGGCCAACAGUUGGACCAAGAACGAAUGAGUUUAAUAAAAAUGAUUGAGGAGAUGACCCAGGAGAGAGACCAGCUGAUGACAACGGUGGAGGAUCUAAGAGAGAAACUAAACAAGGCAACUGUAAUUCAGCAAGAGAUACAGAAAGAAAAAGAGACUGCUGUACAAAGCAUCUCAAAGCUACAGCAGGAGCUUCAGGUGCAACAGAACGAGAUCUCCAGAGAGAUGAGACUGAAGGAGAAGCUUGACAAGGAGAUUCAACAGCUGCACGCUGACAUGGAGGCCAAGAUGGCUGAAAUUAAAGCUUUGAACAUGCAGAGACAGAAGGCCAAGGAGGAGCAGCAGAGACUGGAGCAGCAGCUCAAAGAUCUAAAAAUAUUGCAUGAGCGUUCUACUAAAGAACUUGAGCAGAUUCAGGUGAAGAGCACCAAACUGCAACAGGAAUGUGACCAUCUUUCAUCAGCCAAGGAACAGCUCUCUGUAGAGAACCAUCAGAGGGCUAACAAACUGAAGAUAAGAGAGGAGGAGUUGAGUCAGAUGCGUCAGGAGGUUGCCAAACAAACCAAGAUGAGAGAAGGCAUCCAGAAGAAGCUCCACCAAAUGGAGGACCAGAAAGCUGAACUAGAUGUACAGAGGGAGACACUGAAAGCUCAGAUCGCUGGUCUUGAAAAAGAUCUUGAAUCUUCCCGGAAGCAAGUGGAAGUUGAUAAAAAAGCCAAGGACGAGCUGAUCCGAGAGAGGGACAUUUUACAUAAGAACAUGAUCAAAGCUGUGCAGUCAGCUGAAAAGCAGCAGAACCUUAUAAAACUCUUUGAGCAGGACAAGAGAACUUUGGAGCAUGAGAUCUCUGGGUACCGCCAGGAGGCCCAGAAGCAGCGUAAGAUCAUCCAGCAGCUGGAAAAGGAACGGGAUCGGUACAUCAAUGAGAGCAGCAGCCUUAUGCAGAAGGUGCAGCAGAAAAUCACAGUUGUUGAAGACAAGGAGAUUGAGAUAUUUGAUUGGAGAAAGAAAGCCACUGAGUCAGAGUGUAAACUCAAACAGCAGGAGAACCUGUUGGAAACAAUCAUAACAGAGAGGAAUCUUUACAGCAAAAACCUCAUUGAGUCUCAGGAGGAGAUUGCUGAAAUUAAGAGAAAAAUAAAGAUCAUGAACAACCAAGUUUCCCGACUUAAAGAUGAGAUCAUUGGGAAGGAGCAGGUACUGAUCAGGGAUCAGCAGGAGCAGAAGCGGUUAGAGAAGGAUAACGAGGCCCUCAAGGCAGAGCUACAGUUGGUUAAAUUGCAGCUGGAUGAAACAAAGCAACAUGUUGACAGCCAGAGAGCAGAACACCAAAAACUGCAGAUGGUAAUAACCACCAUGGAGGAUGAACAAAUUCAACAGCAGAAGCAGCUGGAGCAGGUAAUAAGCGAGCGGGAGAGCCUUGGCAAACAGCUGCUACAACGUAACAAUGAACGUGCUCUGCUGUUCGAGAAGAUCAGGAUCCAGCAGUCAAUCCUCAGCAAGGGAGACUUCCACUACAACCAGAGGCUGGAGGACAUCCACCUGCUCAAACUGGAGGUCAAGAAGCUCCAACGCAAGAAGAACAUCCUGGACAGGACUUUACCCAACACAGAGGAGCUGAGGACAGAGCUGUUCCACCUACAAAGGGAAUUGCUCAGAGAGAAAACCAGGAAUAGUGUCCUGGAAGAUCAGCUGAAGCCCAUAAAUAUUCAUAGAUGGAGACGACUGGAGGGCAGCGACCCCGGCAAAUACCAGCUCAUCCAGAAGAUUCAGGCCUUGCAGAAACGACUGAUUGUUAAGACCCAAGAGCUCGAGGAAAGAGAACUCCUGCUUCAGGAAAAGGAAAAGCUGUAUGUUGAGCUGAAGCAGAUUCUGGCCCGACGGCCUGGUCCCGAGGCAGCCGAACAGCUUCAACAGUGCCGCUGGACGAUCAGAGACCGAACCAAAAAGCUGCAGGCGCAGAUGGGAGAGCUGAGGAUGCUUGACUCCAAGAUGAACGAGUACAAAAGUGAGAAUCAGAGACUGUGCAGUGAGCUGGCAAAUAUAAAGAAAAAGUAUCUCAAUCAGAAAAGGAUUUAUAGUGAGCAGAGAAGCAGAACCACAGUGGAGGAACAGGAAGUGCUACCACAGCUGAACAACACACCUCAAUUCACCGGAGGAGGCUUAAGGAUUUACAACCCGGUCAAACUCUGAUGACCACUACAAGACUCUCUGUACAACACAAUGUUGUACAUUCAUGUCUCCUCUUCCCACUCUUUAGUUCAGCCCAUCUGAAAUGUGAGCUGAGAUUUACAACCAGCCUAGAUGUCCCAGAUGAGUAAAAAGACCCAUUUAAAUAUCUUUAAUAUGUGCUGUUAGGAGGAUUUUUAAUGAUGAUCUUUAAAGAUAAGAAACCUUCAAGAUGUAAGUUGUGCAAUUUUUCUACAAGUUAAACAAUUUGUAUUAUCAGUCAUCCAUUUGAUGACCAACUCAGCUGCCUGCUUGUGUUUCUUAAAAUGAUUAUGAAUAAAAACAAUAUGCACAA
Molecule: messenger RNA, 3021 nt
Organism: Girardinichthys multiradiatus
Lineage: Eukaryota; Metazoa; Chordata; Actinopteri; Cyprinodontiformes; Goodeidae
Gene: cfap58
Product: cilia and flagella associated protein 58
Exons: 19
Coding region: 102-2690 (862 amino acids)
Cellular component (GO): cytoskeleton
Source: RefSeq, a predicted model, not a curated record